Molecule: messenger RNA, 702 nt
Organism: Fusarium venenatum
Lineage: Eukaryota; Fungi; Ascomycota; Sordariomycetes; Hypocreales; Nectriaceae
Source: RefSeq, a predicted model, not a curated record
AUGUGUCCUGUCAACGGCCCGUUCGACCAGGGUAACGCAUCCAUCCCCUUUUAUCAACUCGCACGCUAUGCUUGGUCUAAUAUGAACCUAGGUUUGAUCCAGCCCCUGAAGCAAGAGGCGGACCAGCCUCUUGCCAAGAACCCGGAUCAACAGAUCGUCGAGGACCUCAUUCCUGGAGGAGACUUGAUCCUUGCCGUUGGCCCAGAAAGAAGACUGCUCGGGGUUUCUUCGAGUUUCCUUUGCGAGAUAUCGCCCGUCUUUGCCGUCAUGUUCGGACCAAACUUCGAAGAAGGGCAUCGUCUGCGAAGCACACAGCCCGAAGACUCCGAAAUGGUGCUCGAAUUGCCCGAUGACAACGCCCAAGCCUUUUGUAACACUAUACGCGUUUUGUACGGGGCCGAUCCUGCGACAGCAGACUUCGAGCCGGCUGAAAUCCACAAGAUCACCAUCGUCGUCGACAAGUAUGACAUGAUUCCGCGCUUCACCUUUGCUUCGACAUACUGGUUUACAAAGUAUUCCUGGACGGACGACCCGGAAGAAACCUGGCAACUAACAACUGCAGCCUAUUGGAUGCAGAACCCUGAUGCUUUCUUUAAUUUUAGCAAGAAGCUCAUCAAACAGCUGCAGACUUCCCAUCUGAGUCAUGUUGAUAACAUGCCGGACAAAAUGCUUGGGUUGAAACUCUGUUCUAACUUCGGAUAG